AUGCUGCUUCAAAUUCAAACGAGGCAAUUCGGUGCAGCGUGUCCACGGGUGAAACUUGCACCCGCAAGCGCAACCAAGAGAAGUGGCUCUGUUUGGUUGAGAAGGAGGAAUGGAGGCCCAAAAUGCUCGGUGGCGGCGGCGUCGACGGCCCAAUUGGAAGUGAAGAGUGAGAGCCAAACGAAGCCGUUUCCGGCGGAGGUGUCGAGAACCCUGAUGGAGUUGGCUAAGGUGGGGACGCUAUGUACGUUGACCGAAGAGGGUUUGCCUCUGGGCACUGGGGUUCGAUUCGCGGUGGAACCCGAACAUGGUACUCCCUUGUUCUGCUUCAAUUCCAGUGAUAACACUAACAUCCCCUCUUCUCUUCAUGUUCAGUUUGAACAAUUCGGAUUGCGCACUCCUCAAUGCACUGUUCAAGGAACUCUUACCAAACCACAGGAUCCAAAGCGUUUUGUUUCUGUGUGGAGGAAGAGGUUUGGAGAAGAAGUGGAUCAAGAUUCUAUUUACAUUAUUGCUGUGGAUCGGGUACUGCAAUUGGAAGACAUUCAGGAGGAUGGUGUUUGGGUAACCUCUUCAGAUUACAGCAAUGCUCAACCGGAUCCUCUUCGAGACUCUGCACACAACUUAGUAACUGAGAUCAACACCAACAACAUGGAAGACAUUACUCGCUUCUGCAAUGUCUACGUUGAUUUGGAUUUCUUGGUUUCGGAGGCAAAGAUGAUAUGGGUUGAUCGCUUGGGUUUUGACAUGCGGUUGUCGUCCCCUCACAGAGGCGUGUUUGAGGUCCGCAUUCCCUUCCCUAGAGAAGUCACGGAUGAAAAAGGUGCCAAGUCUACGUUUAAUUGUAUGUCACAACUCGCUUGGGAGGUUGAAAGAAACUUCCAACAUCCACACUUUCCAAAGGUUAAAGAGUUGAAGCCAGUCAGGUCCUCUUUGCUGUAACCCACGUACCAAUUCUUCAAUCUUUGUCAAACAUCAUCCAUCCUAGCUUGUUUUUCAAAGAAUAAUAUGACAAUGUUUGUCGCACCUUCAUUCAAUAGCCUGCUCCAUUGCAUCUACCAUUGUGUUUCAAAACUCAGGUUGAAUAUCCUCAAUAGGCCAUGAUUUUGAGACCAAAUCUAGGUCGAAUGGACUAAAAUAGGCGUUUGCGUAUUCAUUAAUAAACUCAUAUAUCUAUAAUCGUUACAUUUAUUUUACCAGCAGUAUACAGACAUUUGCUGGCUAAAUAAAUUUAUAUAUCUAAUUUCUUGAGAA
Vigna angularis (adzuki bean) is the source of this 1251-nucleotide messenger RNA. RefSeq names its product glutamyl-tRNA reductase-binding protein, chloroplastic. Bases 1 to 939 code for a protein of 312 amino acids. The record is from RefSeq and is a predicted model, not a curated record. The transcript is spliced from 5 exons. Lineage: Eukaryota; Viridiplantae; Streptophyta; Magnoliopsida; Fabales; Fabaceae. Gene Ontology annotation, cellular component: chloroplast.